Messenger RNA from Oncorhynchus nerka (sockeye salmon), 1724 nucleotides. RefSeq names its product T-cell surface glycoprotein CD3 zeta chain-like. Gene Ontology annotation, biological process: cell surface receptor signaling pathway. The transcript is spliced from 7 exons. Gene Ontology annotation, molecular function: transmembrane signaling receptor activity. Bases 169 to 699 code for a protein of 176 amino acids. Gene Ontology annotation, cellular component: membrane. The record is from RefSeq and is a predicted model, not a curated record. NCBI's taxonomy places the organism in Eukaryota, Metazoa, Chordata, Actinopteri, Salmoniformes, Salmonidae.
GAGCAUCACUCAGCCUCAAGCAGCUGCUGUAGGAGGACAACACAGCAAGAGACACGAGAACGAGAGGUUGCCCACAAAACCCAGCUUUGGAGGCCCAGAAAGACAGCAGAGAGGAGUGUGGGACGGAUUCUAAGAAGGUGUUUGACCGCACCCAUCCAGAGAGGAGCGAUGGACCCUCGGAAGUGGACGGGAGGCCUGCUGGUCCUGUCUACUACACUACCCUAUGUCGAGGCGAUUACCCCACUGUACGACCCUAAACUCUGCUACAUUCUGGACGGCUUCCUCCUUCUCUACGGUCUCGUCAUCACUGGACUGUUGCUCAGAGAGAAAUUCUUCAAGUCCAAGGGCAAGAUAUUGGAGGAUGACGAUACCUACACUGAUCUGAAACCUACGGACGGGGGCGGUUAUGGACGAAUAAACAGAAAAGAUCCAGAGAGUGCGACGGCACGCGAUAAUCGCAGGAAUAAUGACGACACUUACGGUAAGUGCAUUACCCAACAUACAAUAUGGAUGUUUCUCAUAACUCACUGUUUCCCUCCGCAGUCCCUUAAAAAACCAACAGACGACACGUACAGGGAGAUCGCUGUGAAGGACAAGCAGCGCCGCAGGAACAAGAACGACCAGGUGUACCAGGGUUUGAGUGCCGCCACCAAGGAUACCUAUGACUCUCUCCAGAUGCAGCCUCUCCCUCCUCGCUAACAGAAACAUCAUGGAGGAUCUCGCCUCGUCCAGCAGUCUGUCCUGCUUGCCUUUCUAUCUGCAACCAGUAUACUAACAGAAACAUCAUGGAGGAUCACGCCUCGUCCAGCGGUCUGUCCUGCUUGCCUUUCUAUCUGCAACCAGUAUACUAACAGAAACAUCAUGGAGGAUCACGCCUCGUCCAGCGGUCUGUCCUGCUUGCCUUUCUAUCUGCAACCAGUAUACUAACAGAAACAUCAUGGAGGAUCACGCCUCGUCCAGCGGUCUGUCCUGCUUGCCUUUCUAUCUGCAACCAGUAUACUAACAGAAACAUCAUGGAGGAUCACGCCUCGUCCAGCGGUCUGUCCUGCUUGCCUUUCUAUCUGCAACUAGUAUACUGCUACAGCGUUGUUGUAUGCAAAAGUUACAUAUCCCUCUUCUCAAAUCAUUUUCCAUUGGUGAAUAGUUAGUUAUUUACCCAGCAACAUCUAAUAAUCACUGAUAUCUACAACAGUCCUUGUUGUGUAAAAAGUAUGUUGGCAGUUGUGUUACUCCCUAUUUAUCUUUCAGGCUUUUGUUGGAAAAUCUGUAGACUUUUGCGCCAGUAACAAUUUCAUAACUGUCUUAAUAUAUGUACUUGAUUAUAUUUUAUCACUAUUUUAUGACUUUAGCUCGCCUCUUCUCCCCAUACACCCCCAGUCUGUAACCUUUGACCCUGACACUCAUUCUACCAACCCUUCCUCAUUGGCUACUGCUUUUCUAGUUUAUACCUGGAGUAAUGUAAUUAAAGAAUAAAUAUGUAGGUUGUUAUUUUGCAUACAGUGUACAGUGUACUUUCCCCUCAUGUUUACCUUUGACCCUGACACUCAUUCUACCAACCCUUCCUCAUUGGCUACUGCUUUUCUAGUUUAUACCUGGAGUAAUGUAAUUAAAGAAUAAAUAUGUAGGUUGUUAUUUUGCAUACAGUGUACAGUGUAAACUUUCCCCUCAUGUUUAUAAGAAAUAAUGUGCCUCAGCACUAUAAUAAAGCCAUUACAAAGAUCUGA